AUGCUUUUCAAGGAAUUAAAAGAGCGACAUGUGAUGCGUUCGGCCUACGAAAGCGCUUUGAAAGAGACGAAAGCCGCAUUAAAUGCGCGACGUAGUAAAGCAGAAGUUGAUUUUUCACGUGAUCAGAAAAUAACACUGGAAAAUGAAAUUCGUCGGCUGAGACGGUCACGCAUGAUCGCAUUGCAUAACCUCGUCGAGAAACUCGCAGCCGAUGAGCUGACAUUGAAAGCUCGACAAUUGGAAACAAGUCAUGCGCUUUUGAGGAAACACCAUGAACAGACCAAAGAACUGGAAUCGGCUCUUUUAAGCGAGAGCCAACGCAUGAAACGACGACAUCUCGAGAGGCAGCAUGAAGCCGAGACCUCAAAUCAGCUGCAGUACAAUCAGCGGGUUGCUGACGAAUUGGCGAAGCGCCAUGCUUUGCAAUCGAAACAGCAACCCAAGGAACUCAAGACGAAAGAGUUACAAAUCCGAAAGCAGUAUCGGCAAGCCGUGAAAACACAGUUGAGGCAAAGCAAACUUCUACAGGCUCAGGUACCGUUGCUUGUGUUUCUUGAAAAUGGCCAUUUUAAUGCAUCUUACGCUGCAGCGACGAUGCAAAACGCAAUUUGUCAGAAUUUUGUGUUUGUGUCCAACAGUUACUAA
This is a messenger RNA of Gongylonema pulchrum, 645 nucleotides long. Lineage: Eukaryota; Metazoa; Nematoda; Chromadorea; Rhabditida; Gongylonematidae. The record is from the annotation of a GenBank genome assembly.